Messenger RNA from Mizuhopecten yessoensis (Yesso scallop), 3551 nucleotides. RefSeq names its product MAPK/MAK/MRK overlapping kinase-like. The record is from RefSeq and is a predicted model, not a curated record. Gene Ontology annotation, molecular function: protein serine/threonine kinase activity; ATP binding. Gene Ontology annotation, cellular component: nucleus; cytoplasm. NCBI's taxonomy places the organism in Eukaryota, Metazoa, Mollusca, Bivalvia, Pectinida, Pectinidae. Gene Ontology annotation, biological process: intracellular signal transduction; protein phosphorylation. The transcript has 17 exons. Bases 303 to 1871 code for a protein of 522 amino acids.
GGUAGGGUAGCGAGGACUGUUUAAACACCCUCACUAUAAACACCAUCGGAAGGUCAAAUUCUAUAUACUUUACUGCAAGAAUGGCAAAGGAUUUAGAACUACACAAAAGAACAGCUUUUAAUAAUACGAUUUAGAACAUGCAUCGAAACUCUGAUCUAUGGAUUAAACGAUUAUAAUAAUUGUUCUCCUUGUAUGCUACUGGCUAGGGAGAAAAUGGCUGCCAGGUAAACCUAGAAACCUGUUAUCUGUGGAUAUGAGUUUUCCAAACAAAUUAAUAUAAAGAUGGAUUUUACACUGCAUCCAUGACAGAGGCCUGGGACAAGAUCAUGGACGAUUCGUCAGACUCCAGUGACGAUGAACCCGCCGCGGAAUUGAUCAAAAAUGACGCUAAAGGAGACAAGAAAAAGGACGAAAAGAAAAAAGAGGAUAUGAAAAAAUCAGAGAAAGGUUCUGCACGUUCAAGAUUGAAAGAUAACAGGUUUUCAUCGUUUGGUGAAUAUCGAAUUCUAGGGAAAAAGGGUGAAGGCACAUUCUCUGAGGUUUUAAAAUGUCAAAAUAUAAAAGAUGGCACAUACUGGGCGUGCAAGAAGAUGAAACAAACUUAUGACAGUAUAACACAGGUGUCUCACCUCAGGCAGAUCAGGGCCAUAAGACAAAUUAAUGUACCUGACACAGUGACAAUGCUGGUGGAAUUGGUAUUUGAUAGGAAGUCGGGGACGUUGGUGCUGAUAUGUGAACUGAUGGACAUGAACAUUUACGAACUAAUACGGGGAAAAAGACAUUACUUGCCAGAACGGAAAGUAAAACACUAUAUGUAUCAACUUUUAAAAUCUGUUGAACAUAUGCAUAGAAAUGGUAUAUUUCACCGAGACGUAAAACCUGAGAAUAUUCUAAUCAAGGAGGACAUACUGAAGCUAGCUGAUUUCGGAUCAUGUAGAAGUGUGUACUCCAAACAACCCUACACAGAAUACAUCUCCACGCGGUGGUACCGAGCGCCAGAGUGUCUGCUAACUGACGGGUACUAUACAUAUAAAAUGGACAUCUGGAGUGUCGGAUGUGUGUUCUUUGAAAUUCUAAGUCUUCACCCCCUGUUCCCGGGAUCAAACGAAGUGGACCAGAUAGCAAAGAUACAUGACAUUUUAGGAACCCCUGAUCCCAGUGUUCUCAACAAACUCAAAAAGUCGCGUGGCAUGAACUUCAACUUCCCCCACAAGAAGGGUACAGGUGUGGAGCGCCUUAUACCUCACGUGUCGUCUGAAGCUGUUGACCUCAUCUACCAAAUGUGUACCUACGACCCUGAUGAGAGGUUGUCUGCCAAACAGGCAAUACGACAUACCUACUUCAAGGAUCUAAGGGAGGCAGAUAAGCGUCAGGCAUUGAUAGCCAAGGCCAAACAGCAGGAGGAAAAGGAGUCACGGGAAAGGAAACCAGAUGUCAUCAAGGCACCGCCAUCUGAAACAUCGGGCAUAGAGGUGGAUACUUUGCGCACAGAGAAGAAAAAGAUGGAAUCACAACAGGAAAUGCGCACAAUGCCCAGUCUACCUAAAGCUCAAUCCCUACCUACUCACCCACACUUCUUUAAAGACCGAAGAAAGAAGCGCCACAAACGACUACUAGAGACUCACCAUUUCUCCAAUCAUACUGGCCUUAAUUUGCCAAAAGUUCCAAUGCAUGCCAACUCUCUAAACCCUUCAUUCCACACCAGCUCAUUUAGUUCCUACAACCAUCCCCAGGGCACGACCAGUCUGUCUCUCCUUCCCAGUAUCAACGCCACCUACAAACCCCACAAGCCAGCGAACAAAGCAACGAAGAACAUUGUUGGUAGCUAUCAACUACCGUCCCUGGAUAGACGAGGUGGAGCAGGAUUUUAGGUACAAGACACAAGUGUGACAUCGUCAGCCGAGUGUGACAUUGUCAGCUGACUGUGACAACAUCAGCUAAACAUGACAUUCUCAGUUGACCGUGGUUUCAUUAGCUGACCGUGACAUCCUCAGCUGACAGUGGUUUACUCAGCUGACCUUGAUAUCUUCAGCUGACCGUGAUAUCCUGAGCUGACCAUAUCUUUACCUCCCAAUAUUUACACAUCUAUACAUCCCAAUGCUUGAUUUCAGUGGACUUAAUGAAUUUUGUUCAAAAUUCAAAAGUGGAGGACAACCACAAAAAGGAGGGAUGUAAGAAGGAUUAAGGAAUCUGCUGCUACUGUUCAUUAAUGUUAACAAAUUGUUUGAUGGAACAAAGUGUAUUGACAAAGUGAGGGUGAUAUGUUAUUCUGUUUGUCAAUGUCAUGUUAUCAAAUGCAUAAUUUGCAUAUGUCAAUGGAUAUGUAAGUAUUUUUGUGAUAUACCUAUCUAUACAUGCCAUGCCUAGGGUGAUACAUGCUUUUUGAAGAUUACAAAUUGUAUUUAUUUUGUUGUUAUGUAUAGUUCUAUGGCGAUAAUAUCAUUGUUCUCACUGGGUAGUAGUUUCUCUAUUAUUUGUUAGGGAUUAUAUGCUAUUUCCUGAGGUAUAUAUGAAUUUUGUUUUAUCCCCCCAUGCGUAACAUACACUAAUCUGAGAACCAACCUGUUUGUAUAUGUCAAUUUUUAUGCAAUACACAUCUGUACAGUGCUUCAGGCUAUUAUAGGUGUUAGGUAUACCACAGCUUUUAAAAUUGAAAACAAUUCUAAUCAUUUGAGCACUUUAUUUCAAAUUUAUCAUUUACAAAAGCCACACCUUCUUCAUCAGACCAAAUGACAACCCUGUGCAUUAACUAUUUGCUGGGUGGUAAACGUUAAAUUUUCUUUCGCACAACAUUUUGUGUCAGUGUUUCUUUCGUAAGUUCCAAAUCUGAACAGCAAGAAAUGGCAAUAACUGUCGUUGAACAAACUUCCUCUUUGCCACGGAAGGUUUUAAUCCUGAUAUAUGCCACUUCUUCGCUCCUGUCUUUCCUGUGAAAACCCUUGUGAAGAGUAAGAAGGUCUAAACAGUAUACUCAUGGUAUUAACUAGUCUCUGUAAAAUAGGUUUGUUUAUCGUGAUGGAAGGAGUGGGAGUGUAGUUUUCUGUGAGACAAUUUGGCUUUGUGAUUUAUAUGGAAGUAAAAAGUCUAACCUUAGGUACAAUAUAAACUUCGAAGGUUUCACUUGAUGGUAUUGGGACUACUAAAAACAAAUGUCUGAGGUUAGUGGGGCAGGAGGCGAGUCGGGUUUACAGGAUAUAUUCUGUAUUUGUUGGUGUCUUCCACUAUUAUGUGUGUUCCCACAAGAAGAGAUCAACAAUGCAAUGAAUUAUACCUGGCUACUGAAAGUCUUGAAUAUGGGACUUUUUUGUGUGCAGUUGUGUAGCUUUACCAAAAUGGUAUUGUAUAUGCAAUGUAUUAAGUGUAUUGUAUAAAUAUUAUUUAAACUUAAAUAAAUAUAUACUGUUAUGAUAAAUUUUGAUAUUUAAUAAAAUCUUUUAUGGAGUAGUUGAAUCAGGGUAAAACACUGCUCUGUUAGGCUUUGUAUUGAUGCUGUUAAGGACUCAUAAAAUGGGGGUUUUCUUUAAAUAAUACUUUUAAAAACACUUAAAUUU